Molecule: messenger RNA, 6748 nt
Organism: Paramuricea clavata
Lineage: Eukaryota; Metazoa; Cnidaria; Anthozoa; Malacalcyonacea; Plexauridae
Source: the annotation of a GenBank genome assembly
GUCCAAUUUUUGCCUUUUUUCAAGUUUUAUGCAAUGAUAUUAAUCUCAGGUUAUUGAUUAAUCAAACGAAAGUACUUUACAUACAACUCCAAGAGGUUUUAAUACAAUUCAUGUCCGGAGUAGAAAUCUAAAUACUUUGCCAUAGAGGUGAUGAUCAUAUGAGCGAAAUACAACAAAGACCAAAUUUUGACCAGACGCAAACCAACUUGAGACGCGAAUAAACAACGCUAAUGUUUAUAAUAAAACACAAUUAAAUGUCUUAAAUAGAAGAUUAAAUACCAGACUUACCCACACUAUGGUUUGAACCGAGCAGAAUUCCCCCGCAUUUGAACAAUCGCGGUGUUUGAAUGAAGCAAAUGCAAAAAUAAUUAGGAAAGGAAAUAUAUAAAAGCUCUACAUGUCAUGUUGUCCAUAUUAUUCCAUAUAUGGGCAUACGCUCCUUAUUUGGUGUCCCCCCGGCUGGACUUUAAACUGAUGGCACUUCCUUCCUUUACGAUUAAAUUUCAAAAUGUCUGGUCCGAGUUGAAUGAAACAAUAUCGUUUUAUAAGAAUUUAAUGACUUUAUAGAUCUUAGCUUUACAUCAAAAGAAAAAUCAUGUCUCUUGAGGAUCCAUUCUUUGUUGUGAAAGGGUAAGUUCUGCGAUUUGAGCUUAAAAAGCGGCUGAUUUAUGCGAUUUAUUUGAGCAUUUUUGAAAUGUGUGCGUUUGUUGUGAUUCGUAUCAUGGUCGCAUAAAAUGUAAUCUUAGCCAGUUUUCAUUGCGUGACUGCCAAUAUUUUUAUCGUGUUAUAGUAUCACUGUGUGAGACAUUCACUAGCACGCAAAUUCGGCGUUUAAAUCUGGUAUAAAACUUUGUUUUGAGAUAUAAAACCAUGCCAAUCAAUCUUGUCUCAAUCACUAUAGACUCGCAAUAUAUUCCCAAUAUUAGAAAGUCGACACCUUGCAAAUCUAUUCGGUAAAAUAAUACCAAGGUCCAAGGACAUUGGGAAAAGGCCAAAAAUGGGUUUGAUAAAGCUAGUGGAAUAUGAUAUAUUUAUUUUUUUAUAUAGAUGACUUUCUAAACAAAUUGUUUUGUGGUGUUUUUCUGUGCUAUGUAGUAUGUAAUAAGUAUUUUUGCUAUGUCAACAUGAUUUUCUGAAGUGUUUGAUAAAUUUUGUGUCGUGAAAGGGGGCAAAGGGCAGCAGUCUUUGUUUACUUUAAAAUUUUACUUGCAGUAGAUUUAUUUAGCAGUAAUCAGAGUUUUAAAUUUAUGUAAAAAAAUAAAACUAUUUAAAAACAAAGAUUUAUUUAAUUAAGUAGAUACAUAUUAAGUGUAGAUAUUAUCUUUUAAUAAUUAUUUUUCACUGUAAACAAAUAGUAGUUACAAGAUGAGUUUAACAAAUAAUAAACAAAAAAACAAAGUCGUUUUGUUACAUGUUUGCAUCUAAUUGUGACAUUAAUGUUUGUAAUAUUUGAAUAGAAGUUACUACAAAUAAUUAAUAACAUUGUUGCUCCCAGUAACAAAUUGACAUAAGCAUAUUGCACAUCGAUAUAUAUAAUGCGAAACAUGCAUUUCAAGACUGCUACCUAUAUUGAGAACAUUGCUGUAAAAAAUUAUGCUUGUUUUAAAAGUAUCCUAUCAUUCUUAACACUGAAACGAUUUGUUGAAAUAAACCUUUUUCUAAAACUAAUGUAUUCCCUCUUUCCAUUCCCUCUUUGCAUCCCCUCUUUGCAUUCCCUAUUAUUAUGGAUUGAAAGCCCUUGAAAGGUCUUCAAAUAUUUGGAAUUUUUAUUAUCUAUCAAUUGAAAAUAUUACCAAAAGGGCUCUUUGGGCGGCCUUUUAAAUGUCUCCAAUUUCUGUUUCAACCGGAUGAGAGUCAAUGGACUCAAUACCUCCUGAACUGGCACAAUAACUAUAAUUACAAGUUGCCCCAACCUGCCUCUAACCUCCUGAUGGACCUUUGCGGCUUUGCUACAUCCUUAUAGCCGAAUGUAGGUUUUCUAUCACUAGCCCAUGUUCAAGAACAUGUACUACCCUAGUAUGUAUGAAUUAACCAUGCUUACAGCAGUGAAUUCUGUACAAGAUAAGAUCACUUUAAUUAUUAAGUCCACAUUCAAGAACAUGUACUACCUCUGCAUGAUUUAAAUUAACCUUGUUUAACUCAGCAGUGAGUUGUGUAUCACAUCAGAUCACAUUAAUUUUUUUAACAUGAUGAAACAUUGUUUACUUAUUAUCAGCUUUCUUUCAAAUUUAAAUUAUGGAAUGUGUAAAAUUGGUUUGCCGUCUUGAAAAUUCACUCACAUGUCUCAGACAGUGUGUCUCCAUGUUAACUGUUGGACACCGUGUGUCAUGGUAAUUAAGCUUUGCUUAAUGCUAGGAGUUUUGUUUGAAAUCUAAGCUUAAUUCACCAUCAGAUAAACAUCAGAUAUAAUUGCAAACAUAUUUCUGACAUGGUGGCAAUGAGCAGCAAUUUUUUUAUACUGAAAUUUUUUAAUUGAAGUCUAAAAUUACUGAAACAGCUGAUUUCUGCUGUUUGGAAACAACAAUGACAUUGUGUUUGUCAUUACAUUGCACAACAACAAAUGUGUUUACACAUUUUGCAAAGAGGCUGUUAUUUUCAAUAGCUGACGGCUUUUACAAAACAGUUUAAUAAAGAGAAGAAACCUGUAUUAUCUUACCUGUCUUAGAGAUAUUAAACAAGAUAAAACAGUGUGUUGCAUUUCACUGUUAAAAUAGUAUGGGAAGCAGGCUAGUCUCUCUGGCACCAAGAACCAAGUGUUUGGUUGAAUGAACUUUAUUUAUACUUGAUAGUUCUAUCAGUUCUAAACUGUUCGAGAUUUCUGGAGGUCCAGUAGGAAUGAUCUCUUAUUGAUCCAGUGUUACAACAGCUGGAAACAGAUUGGAAGAACAAAAUUAUAAUGAAAUAACUGCAUAUUGGUGGAAUGAAACCAUUAUACCGAUUUUCUGGGAAGUGGAGAGGGUGAGGGGUGCACCCCCUCAGAGAGUUUUCCACUAAACCAAGGGAAAUUGGCACCCCCCAGAAAUUUAAAAUUGAAAUGAAGAUUUUGAACUAAGUAAGACUAAAGGUCUCAACAUUUUCCAAGGCUUUGCCCAUCUCUCCCCACCCUGUGCCCUGGCAGCACCCCAAGACAUCUGCUGCAGCUUGCCCCCUUGUUCACCCCCCACCCCCAAAUUUUAGGCAACUCUGCAGAGCAAAAUCCGUGUAUGCAAAAAAAGCCACUCGAUUGUCUUGUUUCUCAACCAAAUGAGACGAGCAGCUGUUUUCAAACGGGCUUCGCUUGAAACGUCAAAGUUCUCCUUAUAUAUUUUAGCACAGUUUGUUAUAUAUGUUAGUUGUAUCCCUAUUAAUCCGAAGCUUUCUUUUGCCAUCUCUACAUGCAUUGUAAUAUUCCUUCUACAUUCCAUUAUGUGUUUAUUUUAAAACAGAGAGGUGCAGAAAUCUAUGAACAAUGUGAGUGAUGUUCAUGAAAAAUGGAAGUCCUUACUAAACAACCCAGCCACGGUCGGACGAGAAGAGUACAACCUGACGACAAGCGAGUUACGCAACAGUAUCCGAAGUAUCGAGUGGGAUUUAGAAGACCUAGAAGAGACGAUACAAAUUGUCGAAGGAAACCAGAGGAAGUUUAAUCUUAGCCCAGACGAAAUAGAAAGUAGAAAGAACUUUGUCAAACAAACAAAACAACAUUUAAAUGAAAUUAAAGCUUCAGUUAAUAGCCCUGCUGCCCAAGCUAAACUGCAAUCAUCAAAUAGACAGGUGAGGAUUUUGUAAAUUAUUAAAAAUAUUUUCAUAACCAUCAGUCAUGGUUGAACACCGCAGUGGAUGCAAGUACAGUUGGCAUACCUGUGUUUUCACACCUAUGUCUUCAAACAGCUUUGAUACAAAGAGGGUUCUGAAAGUCAAUAGCAUGCCUGUGCCGAAUAGGAAACAUAAUUCAGAGCUUAACGGCUUGAGAUUCGAUAAAUAAAAUUUGGUAACAGAACAGGAAAAUAGUCAAACCACACAAAGUGUGAAAAUACAAUGCUAUAGAAAAGAGAUAUCUAUUAAAUCGGUAAAUAUUGCAAAAAGAUAUUGGGGAAAAUUGAAGUUUUCUACUGUACUAGCAUGCACAUUAGACCUGAUCCAGGCGUGCAGUUAGCUCCAGUCACUUGCAGGUAACACGAUUACCUCCGACUCCAACAUCUGACACCCAUGGUCAAUAGGGUUCUGGGGUAGGUUAUAGAGUAAUUCCCAUUCAUUUCAAUGGAAAUUCCCGAAUCUCAUGCCCAAAUUUUCCUGCAGGUUUCCAAUGGGCUUCUCUCAUCUUAUAUUUCAACUUGUUGAAAUCCUUAAUCCGAAUUUUUUUCCCUUUCACCCCAUUUCCCCCUUUACCAAAAAAAUGUCACAAACCUGUUGUAUGCCCUCGUUAAAUCCCGUUUAUUUCCAGGCGCUGGUUGGUUCGAGCGGUAGAUCAAGCACAAACAAAUAUUCCCGCCUUGAUCAAGACAUUGAAAGAUCUAACCAAGAUUUUAUUGAAGAUCAACAACAACAACAACAGGUACCAUUGCGAUAUACGCUGCCAUGGUUUGUGUCUCAACUCCAGGAAAAUAUAAACGUAAUAUAAUUUUUCAUAUUUUUCUGUAGCUAAUAAUGGAUUCACAAGAUGAUCAGAUUCAGUUGGUUGGUCACAGUGUGGGUGUUUUAAAAACGAUGAGUCAACGAAUUGGAGACGAACUUGACGAACAGAAUGUGUAAGAUAUCACGAGAUAUUGUUCAGGAUUGUCUUGUUAUUAUCCUGAGUAAAAAACCUCAGAUUCCCCGGGGAACUACGGUUUCCUCUUGUAGUGAACAAGGAGCAAUAAGGGACGACCCUUCUUACUAACCUUACUGGACCUCUAGCUAGAACAACUUUCUAGAAGUGAUAGAGCUAUCCAGUAUAGAUAAGGUUAGUUUCAAUCGUUCAGGGCAUAUGUCGAUCUGGUCUGAUCCAGGGACCUCAUUUUUCGCCGCAUGCGCCAAAAAUCGUAAAUUAAAAUACGCCUUGUUUCGGAAAAAUUACAUCACAUUUCAUCAUUUUCUCCCACACACCCUCACUUUAAAACAUGCUCCGUGGUUCCUGUGACUGAACCCCAGCUUCAUUCCAGUCAGUUAAAGCCCCGUUUACACUACGCUCAAUUUUUGGUACGGCACGGAUAAAAUUGGUACCCGUGCCACUUUUUUGGUUCUUUGGUUCUCUAUUUAGGUAGUCCAAGAACCAAAAAGUGGUAUGGUACCAAAAAUUGAGAGUAGUGUGACGGGGCUCUAGCAACGCUACCUUCAGAUAAACUGGGGGUCAAACCCGCGUGUUUUUAUCACGAUUAACCACUGUGAUUGACUGAUUGAGCGUUCUUCACAUGCGUGGAAACACUGGGCCUUCAAGUUUGGCUUCAGAUUUUCUGUCGGAGCUAGCGUUCCAGUUACAUCAACCUUUUAAUUUUUUCUCUGAUUUCACAGUUUACUCGACGACCUGGGGCACGAGGUGGAUAUGACGGAUUCACGUCUACAACAAACUUUACAGAAAAUAGAGAAAGUUUUAAAACUUUCUGAUGGUAAGAAACUUGUUCUGUUUUCUGGAAUGACACGACUUCAAGAAGAAGUUAUAACGUGUUUAGGACAAUGCUAACCUUUGCUGUUUUAUUCGUUCGUUUUCUAGACAAGAAACAGACGUAUGUUCUCAUUGGACUGAUCGUAAUUCUCGUUGUCAUAGUGGUGUUAUUUAUUGCUCUAUAACAUUAUACAUUAACAUCGCGCCAGGACUGAUGUCGUGGAAGAAAAUUUUGGAUGACAAACUUUGUGUUCGAUAACAUUGAGCAAGGGAAGACAAUGUCUUCUGGGAGAUUAUAAGGGAAAAUUGUGAUGGUCGAGUGUCAAGAUAGUUAUAGCGCGUUGGUCCUUGCUGAAGACAGUGAAAUUUGCAGGCUGGAAAAUACAUAUUUCAUUGGUCAUUUGUUCGUUCAUUCGUACCCAAUCUCGUAGCCAGAUUCAUCGGAUUUGUUGGCUCUGGCUACGAGAUUGACUCGUUCCCAGGCACCUUUCCUCACGCUUGGUCAUCUUCGUUCCCAGGGCGUCACGGCUGUAUGCGUUGCAUCCCGGGAACGACGAUACAUCUUGGUCAGAACAACGUGACAUAUAUGUGUUGAGGUUUGAAACACACUGGGUGUCUGGCUGAAAAUACAUUAUACGUAAUAUGGUAUAGAAAUUUAUAACGACAUCAAUAGAUAACUUGCAUGUUAGACUAAUUUUUGAUUUAGGCAAAAAAACUAAAUUCCCGUAAAAAACUUAUUAAAAUCAGUAAAAUUGCAAAAUUUGGUUGCGAAAUGUUGUAAAAUACAGAAAAUAUAGCCUUGCGAAGUUUGCAUAUUUUCAGUAUGUUUGUAUGACGUGCGGAAAUUGUUACCAUUUUCAUGAUGUUCUGUUUGAUUCCCUUCUUUUUACUUAGAUUAAAAUUUAGUCUAACAUGCAAGUUGUCCAUUGUCAAAGAUAUUUUAUUAUAGAAGGAUAUCUACGUGCAUUUGUUAUGGAAAUAAUAAAAUUGUAAAAAUAUCUAUGUUUGCGUCUUGUAAAAUAUGUUCCGAGAUGUUCAACAACAAAACCUGCCUCGUAUCCUGGCGCUAUGUGUUGUUCUGUGGCUUGCGUGGUCUUUGCGUGGGCCGCGUGCAAGAACUAAACUUAGCUUGUACUGGCUACGACUUUCGUGACCAAUUAGCCGUUCCGAAGUUGAUGAGAGGACUGG